Messenger RNA from Lymnaea stagnalis (great pond snail), 564 nucleotides. The record is from the annotation of a GenBank genome assembly. NCBI's taxonomy places the organism in Eukaryota, Metazoa, Mollusca, Gastropoda, Lymnaeidae.
GAAGAAAGUGAUGAUGAGGACUUCGAAGAAAUUGUUUGGAAAGAAAAUCUUCUGACUCGUGUCUUAUAUGAACUUGAUCAAAAACAGGAAGCCAUUGAAUUAAAUGAAAAAAUUCUUCGAGAGACAAAUAACAAAAAUCUCACAGCAUUGGCCAACUCGGCUUUUCUGAAUUUUUACCAAGAAGAGACGAAAAAAGUCAAUGAAGCAAAGAAAAAGUUACAAGAGCUUCAGAAGAGUGCUAAUUUUAAAGUUGUAAAACUUCAGGCCAUCAUUGAACAAGCUUAUGCCUACCGCAAACUUGGGGGCUGUAGCAACCUACUCUGUGCUAUUCAACUUCUAUCAAGCACAUCAGAUGCUGUCCCUGAACAUGAAAAAGUUAAGUUUAUGCUGGGUCUUUGUUACCGUAGGUGUUCCUCUUCUUUAAUGAUGUACAUAGACGAUGUCUCAAAAGUCAAUAGAAAACAAUUGGCUAAGGAAGCAGCGAAUCGAUUGCAUGAGCUAGGAACUACGGCUAAAGAUAAAUCAAUAAAAGCUGCAGCUAUUGCCGAGUUGGCUUUUUUAAGA